AUGUCAAGAGAACAAUUGAUUGCAGAUUGGAAAGCUUUGUGUUUCAUCGCGAUUUUCUUCACUGGUCAAAGCGUGAACUCACAGGCCUCAGGUAUUUCUUAUCCAGUACUGACUGGUCAGCAGUUACGCUUGUGGUAUGGCGAUGAUCUGAAAGGUUCCACCGAAAGCGACAGCAGAGGCACAGUUUACUGUGACGUCUACGCCCUGUUUGUCACAGGCGCUAUAUAA
This is a messenger RNA of Pocillopora damicornis (cauliflower coral), 228 nucleotides long. RefSeq lists its product as uncharacterized. The record is from RefSeq and is a predicted model, not a curated record. Lineage: Eukaryota; Metazoa; Cnidaria; Anthozoa; Scleractinia; Pocilloporidae.